GAUAGGUCUGUAAUCAAAUCCAUUUUUCUAGAAUCACCAGUGUUUUAGUUUUCACUUUACAUGGAUGGUAUAUAGCGACAUCUAUUGGCAAGAAGCAAAACUUUUGACGAGACCAUCGUCGGUUACCAUGACGACCUACGGCAAACUCAAAGUUCAUGAAAUUCAGAGAAAAGUUGUUGAAAAAGAGAAUCAGUUCAGUUACUAGUUGUCAGUCGAGAUGCCCGAGCUGAUAGACCAGAUGUACUGCGCGCAGCAGAUCAUAGUGCCGCCGCAGUUUCCCUACAUCCUGAAGAAAUAUUGCAAAGCGGCUAUCAAAACCCAGCCGUACGAUCUUCUGUUGUGGUCGUACGAGUACUUCUCAGCGCUGGCGGAGGGCCGGCCGCCGCCCGUCAAGCUGCGCCUGGAGUACCCCAUAUACAGCACCGAGGGCGGACUCACCAGGGGCUGCCUGAAGGUGCUAGUUCACCAGCUGCAGCAUUCCAAUCAUCUCCCGGUGGCGGAGGUGAAGGCAGCUUGGAAAGGCUUCUGCCUGGACCCUCAGGAGCUGGCGCGCAUCCUGUGCCUGUGCGAGGUCUACCUCAGGGAGGAGGAGGUGCCGUUCCUCCACUUUAUUGCUGUCGCCGGGGGGUUGCUAACGAAGACGCUGACCCACACGAUGAUCCUGCUGUGCGAGGCGCUGACGGCGGAGCCGGACGGGGGCUCCGCGGCGAUCCCCGUACAGGACUUCCUCACCAUGUACCGCUUCCUGGCGCAGGUGGACGCUUCCACCGAUGUCAAGUACAUCAACGGCCGCAGAGAGGAUGCGAAGCCCCCAUCACCUUCGGUGAAAGCUGCUGAAGAGAAAAAAGAAAACGAGGAACACGCAGACGGCAUUUGCGGCCAGGCUAGGAGAGGAUCUGAGCCUGCUAAAGAGGCAGAUAUGGAAGGCUGCACCUGUGACCUAGUGCGCUACCAGUCUACUGAGGAAGACAUACCGUUACCUGAGGUGACAGUCGUGUACGCCGUGCCGGGUAUCGGUGCUCCCGUGGACCCUGAAACUAUAAAAGAGUUUGAGGAGUACGCGCUGGACGUGAGCAAGGCGCAGGCCGACAUGUUCAUGCCGAGGAACAUACGCCACUUCAUGUGUCCUCCGUUACAAAUAUAUGAGGAGCCCAACACUGAUAAAGGAAAGAAAGAAGAGGUCCCCAUGACUGGAGUUAUAACAGAUUAGAUUAUUAAAUGUUUCUAAUAUUUACUUUGUUGCAUCUUUAAAUUUUGUUAAUGUUGUAAUCACAUAAUAUAUUAUGUUAAUAAAUGAAUAAUAAAUAUUU
Aricia agestis (brown argus) is the source of this 1310-nucleotide messenger RNA. Its product is annotated as ropporin-1-like protein. Bases 218 to 1210 code for a protein of 330 amino acids. Lineage: Eukaryota; Metazoa; Arthropoda; Insecta; Lepidoptera; Lycaenidae. The record is from RefSeq and is a predicted model, not a curated record. The transcript has 12 exons.